Messenger RNA from Vigna radiata var. radiata (mung bean), 1581 nucleotides. RefSeq lists its product as uncharacterized. NCBI's taxonomy places the organism in Eukaryota, Viridiplantae, Streptophyta, Magnoliopsida, Fabales, Fabaceae. The record is from RefSeq and is a predicted model, not a curated record. Gene Ontology annotation, molecular function: nucleic acid binding; zinc ion binding. The coding region runs from base 1 to 1581 and encodes 526 amino acids. The transcript is spliced from 5 exons.
AUGGCUCGUGACCUGGAGAAGACCAAGGGAGAGCCAGAGGGACCACUAAGACAGCAGAGUCAAUCACUGAGGUCAUCGGGGCAGUCCAGCUUUGCUAGCCCCGUGAGAUGCUUCAGGUGUGGAGGACCACACUUUCAGUCCGUUUGCCCUCAGUUAGAAGGGUAUAAGAGGUGCAACAUCUGCAGGCAAGAGGGACAUUAUGCCAGAGACUGUCCUACUACUUGGAGGGUAGGACCACAGCUACACCAGAUUGGGAGACCUAUUCAGAGAGGUAGUGCCAGACCCCAGGCAGCAGGGAGAGUCUAUGCCUUGACUGGAGCUGAUGCAACUAGUGCAAGUAACCUGAUUGUCAGUAGUUGUUUAUCAUUUGGAGCUUCAUGUGUAACAUUGUUUGACUCGGAGGCGACACAUUCUUUUGUGUCUGAGGCUUGUGUGGAGAGGCUUGGCUUAGUAGUUAGAGAGCUUCAAUGCGACCUGGUGGUAUCUACACCAGUAGCUGGGUUGGUCAGGACAUCUAACGUUUGCUCCAGAUGUCCUAUCGAAGUUGAGGGACGCAGGGGAAAGAAGUUGAUAUUUCCCAAUGAAGACAAGAACAUGCCAUUGUCACUCGGUGUGUUGAGGCAAGACCUUAUAGAGGGCGCUUGUUGUUUCUUAAUCAUGUCUUACAUGGACGGGAUUCAAGACUUAGACCCUUCAACCCAUGGAGAGCAGAAUGUAGAUAUUUUGGUGGUGAGCGACUUCCUAGACGUGUUGCCUGAGGAAGAUCUCGGUCUACCUCCUCCUAGAGAGGUAGAGUUCUCUAUAGACUUGGUCUCAAGAGCAAGACCAAUUUCUAUAACCCCUUAUAGGAUGGCACCGGCAGAGUUAGCGGAGUUGAAGAAGCAAAUUGAGGAGCUGCUAGAGAAGCAGUUUAUCAGGCCCAGUGUUUCACCUUGGGGUGCACCAGUUUUGUUGGUAAAGAAGAAGGAUGGUAGCUCCAUAUUAUGUGUUAAUUAUAAGCAGCUAAACAAACUCACGAUCAAGAAUAAGUAUCAUUUGCCAAGGAUAGAUGAUCUAUUGGACCAACUACAUGGAGCCGCUGUAUUUUCUAAAAUUGAUUUGAGAUCGGGCUACCAUCAAAUCUUGGUAAAAGUUGAUGAUGUGCAGAAGACAUUUUUCCGAUCUAGAUAUGGCCACUACGAGUAUGCCCUUCUUGGAGAGGAGCAUGAAGACCACCUGAGGAAAGUGCUUGGAGUAUUGAGGGAGAGAAAGUUAUAUGCAAAGCUGUCCAAAUGUGAAUUUUGGAUUGAAGAAGUACACUUCUUAGGGCAUGUUAUAUCGGCUGGUGGAGUUGUUGUUGAUCCAGCCAAGGUACAAGUAGUGUUGUCCAAAUGUGAAUUCUGGAUUGAAGAAGUACACUUCUUAGGGCAUGUUAUAUCGGCUGGUGGAGUUGUUGUUGAUCCAGCUAAUGUACAAGUAGUGAUGGAGUGGGAAAGAUCGAAAACUGUCACAGAAGUGAAAAGCUUUGUGGGAUUAGCAGGGGUUGGGGUGCGUGUUAAUGCAAGAGAAGAGGGUGGUAGCUUACGCCUCGAGACAACUUAA